Molecule: messenger RNA, 2106 nt
Organism: Anopheles marshallii
Lineage: Eukaryota; Metazoa; Arthropoda; Insecta; Diptera; Culicidae
Gene: Pep
Product: zinc finger protein on ecdysone puffs
Exons: 5
Coding region: 1-2106 (701 amino acids)
Cellular component (GO): nucleus
Source: RefSeq, a predicted model, not a curated record
AUGGCUUACCGCAACAACAACCGUCGUGGUGGUGGCGGUGGCGGUGGAAGCGGCGGAGGAGGUGGCGGAGGUGGCGGCGGCGGCGGCGGCGGAGGCAGUGGCAACUUCGGCAACAACUAUGGCAACCGUAUCAAUCCUUGGGAUGCGGGUGUGGGCGGUGUCCGCGUGAACAAUGAUGCGCUCUCAUUUGCCAACAGCUUAAUUAACAACCUGCUCGGUAAUCAGAACGCGAACCAGGUACCGUCCCUGCUGGACGGUGUUCAAUCUUCGCGUUUCGACGACAUGAAUGGUUACAACUUCAUUAGGAAUCGAUAUGGUAAAAAUCGUAACAUCAAUGGACGUGGCAUACGCAAACCGGAUGCCGUUGCCCGUACCAAGAAUGUGCUGGCGAAGAAUUGUAAUAAACCGUUUGGCAAAGAGGCACUCGGCAAUGCUGGUACCAGCAGCCGUACCCAUGAUCGUAAUAGUGGCAAUAAAGGAGCAAAAAAGGGUAACCUACCGGGUGGACCGGCUGCCGCCAGCAGCAGCAACGCAAAGGAAAAGCUCUCCUCUGCCAAGGCAUCACCGUACAUGGAUGUGUCGAACGAUUUUCUCUACUGUCACAUGUGCGAUAAGCACAUGUACGAUGCCACCUCGUUCGAAAACCACAUCACCGGUCGGACGCACCGCGUGAUGAAGGAAAGCAUCGAGGAAAGCUACCGGAUGCGGGCGACGCUGCUCCGGCAGGAGGCGCGCAUCGCCGAACAGCUCAAAACGAUCGAGAUCGAUCGUCUAAAGCGUAUGGGGAAGGCGAAAAACUACUACAAGGUGCGCGAGUACUGCCCGAUGUGUGAGCUGUUCUUCUACGGGCACAUUAUCGCCCAUCGGCGCUCGGAGAAGCAUUUGGAUUUGAAGAAGUUCCUGCACCCGAAGUGUGACGACUGCGAGCUGGAGUUUCACAACCGUACCGAGUACGACGACCAUCUGCUCUCGGUCGUGCACAUGAAGAAUUGCAAAUCCAAACCGAGCCGGCUCGAGAUCGAACGGAAGACAAAGCAACUGACUAUCUCUACUAUGAGCGAUGAGCUACUGGAUAUACGCGAGGAGAUCGCGCCCAAAAAGCGAAAGGACAAACCGGAAGGUUCCGGCUCGGGUGUGAAGCGAUCCGAAGCGGAUGGGAAAUCGGUGACCAAACAGCAAACCGCGGGCGAACAGUCGACAUCGGGUGGAACGGGUGAAAAUGGAGACACGAGUAAAGCGGACGACGACACGCCUGCUAUGGCCGACUCGACCGUUGAGGAUGGUAGCGAGUGUGGCAAACCGUCCGCGGUGGAGGACGGUGUCGGUGCAACGCUCGACGACCCGAAGCUGGACGACGAAUGUCCGGAGGACGAGAUGGCGAAGGAGGAAGAAAGUGAAGACUGCAUACUGGAUUACAAGCCGGGCGAUGAGAUAGCGCCGGAAAUCGACAACAAGCUGCCCCGGUACAGGAAGAACCGUGCGCUCGGUUUGAGCCUAAUCGGGAAGCUGGAGUGUGUCGAGUGUCGCAUCUGUCACAAGUACUUUGACAGUGAGGCAACCGGCGAGGUGCAUGCCCGUACACAUUCGCACUACCGUGCAUUUAUACGCUUUCUGAACGAGAAGGCCAUGGAGGUACGCAUCGCCCAGAAGCGUGCGGCAGUCGCGCUCGAGGAAGCGGAAGCGGCCAAGAAGAAGCAGAAGCUGGCCGACGAAAAGAAGCACACGGCGGAGGACGUGAAUGGUGAGCCCGGCAAUGUGGGCGAAACCGAGAAGAAGGACUCGGACCUGUACGAUCCAUCGGAGGCGACAGAAUCGGGUGAUGCCAGCAUGGCCGAGGAUGGCAAAAGUGAGGAUGGUCAAAACGGAUCGGAACAGGUAGAACCGAUGGAAACGGAUGUGACCGGUAAGGACACGGACAAGGUAGCGGCCGCAGCAGCAGCAGCAGCAGCAUCUGCGACCGAUGAUGAUGAGUCGGGAACUCAACCGGAACCAGACUCCAGCAAGGAGGAUGAUUAUAAGGAAUCGAAGGAUGAUAAACACAACCCGAAAGGUGGUAAUCGGCGUGGACGAAAUACACGGUCGGGGCGUUUCGCUGGGCGGUAUUAG